AUCUGUAGCAAUUUACUAUGCAUUAAACACAAUGGUUUCCGAUAGUUCGUGAGGAAUUCCAUGUGAAUCACUCAAAAACGAUUGCAAUUCUUCAACGGAAGUGGGUGGUUAGUCACCCUCAAAAAGCUGUUCCGCUUUUGUAGUUGAACACACAUUUGUCUGUUGUCGGUAAUUUCGGUGUUGAUGGAUUUUUAGCGAGCACAAUCGUCCCACGUCUGAAGGUAAAAUCUACGGUCGUCGCAUCAAAGUGUACGGCACAGACAGUGCUUACCAAAUCGCAGUGAAAUCUUCGGUGUACACAAAAGGCAAUGAACUGGACUUGACAAUCGUUUCAAGUAUUUACAGGAUUUAUCAGUUUCCGUCGUCAUCAUGGCCUCAAUGCGAAGUUUAGAUGACAUCGAUCUGUCAAGUUUAAGGGAUCCAGCUGGGAUCUUCGAUUUAAUGGAAGUUGUCGGCAAUGGAACCUACGGACAAGUGUACAAGGGUCGCCAUGUCAAGACAGGUCAACUGGCUGCUAUCAAGGUCAUGGAUGUCACGGAGGAAGAGGAAGAAGAAAUAAAGCUGGAAAUAAAUGUUCUUAAAAAGUAUUCACAUCACAGGAAUAUUGCCACAUACUACGGAGCAUUCAUCAAAAAAGGUCUACGCAACACGGACGACCAGCUAUGGCUUGUGAUGGAGUUUUGCGGGGCUGGUUCAGUGACUGAUCUCGUCAAGGCCACCAAGGGGAACGCAUUGAAGGAGGAAUGGAUAGCUUACAUCUGCAGGGAGAUACUGAGGGGUCUAAGCCAUCUCCAUGCCAACCAUGUAAUCCACAGAGACAUAAAAGGACAAAAUGUGUUGCUGACAGAGGACGCUGAGGUCAAACUAGUUGACUUUGGAGUGAGUGCUCAGUUGGACAAGACUAUCGGCCGUAGAAACACCUUCAUCGGUACCCCGUAUUGGAUGGCACCGGAGGUCAUUGCGUGUGAUGAGAAUCCUGAUGCCACAUACGAUAACCGUAGCGAUCUGUGGUCGCUAGGGAUCACUGCAUUGGAGAUGGCAGAGGGACAACCACCCCUUUGUGAUAUGCACCCCAUGAGGGCGCUCUUUCUAAUCCCUAGAAACCCACCACCCAGGAUGAAGAGCAAGAAAUGGAGUAAGAAGUUCUCCAACUUUUGCGAGAAGUGUUUGGUUAAGAACUACCACGAUCGCCCCAACACACAGCAGCUCCUGAAGCACCCAUACAUCAAAGACUUGCCCAACGAGAGGCAGGUUCGAAUCCAACUCAAGGACCACAUCGAUCGCACUAAGAAGAAAAGAGGACAGGGUGUAGCUGUCCCAAUUCAUGUUGAGGAUUCAGCAACAGAUUACGAUUACAACAGUAACGAGAGUGACGAGGAUGCUGAAAUAGAAGAUGAGGGAGAACCAAGUUCAAUGUUACCGGGUCCGAGUGAGGCCACCCUACGGAAGAACUUUGCCCGCCUCCAAGCUGAGGAGGGUCGCCGGAGGGAGCCCCCUCCCUCUAGGUACAGACCCCCAGAGAAUCUCCGCCCGAUUCCCUUGCAGCAAGCACCGCCCCAAGGUAGACCGCAGCAGCCACCCCAGGGCAGACUGCCACAGCAGCAGCAGCAGGGCAGGCCGCAGCAACCACAGGGCCCACCCCAACGGCCACUCAGCAUGCAGCACCCUCCACCACAGAACAAGCAACAGGCUAGGUUAAGUCAAGCUGUUGAAGAGCACACCCCACCCCCUACGCCCAAAACGCCCGUCAGGGUUGAGGCCCCCCGGGCUCAGCAAGUAAUAACGCAACAUAUGGCCAACAGGCCUCAGGUCGCUCAAAUGAGUGAAGUACGGGCGGAGGCUUCGAGAAACGACCACGCCCAUCAUGGAAACUACCAGGGCCAGCCCAAGACCACUGCAGACUUGGAUGCUCUAGCGGCCCAGUUGAGAACGAUGGUCGGCAGUGAGGGUGGUAGUGAAGAGGGAAGUAUUGACGACGAGGACGAUGAAGAAGCUCCAAUGAUUGAGCCAGAUGGAACAGUGAUUGCCUCCUCGGUCCCCAUACCAUUGCCAGAGGACCAGUCUUACGAUGCAGAUACUUUAGCAACAUUUGUAGUUCAUGAAGAUCCUAAUGAGAGCAAUAUCAGUUCAGAGAGUACGUCAAGCUUUGCACCACAGCCGGCAGGACCCGGUAGAACACAGAUUGACGUUGGUCCAACCAGGCAGCCUACACCAGCCAGAGAUCAGGCCGGAGGCAGCGGGCUAGGUAGAUCAAACUCGGAGAGCCCACAGCAACAAAGAAGAAUUUCCAAUGACCAAUCGCGGCCCAGCAAUCUGGAGGUCGGUAGCGAUGUCUUACCUGACCUGGUCAUGCAGCAACAGAGCCCCAUCGGAGCCGGUAAAGCCCAGGCCCCUCAGGACAAAGCUUCCUCUGAUGAGGCGGAAGGGGCAGAUGACGAUGUGUUCACUGAGCAUGCCCAGAUGGGCGUCAGUGAUUCGUCAAAACAUCCUAGCUCAAUUCACGCCCAGUACCGUCUCGCAAUCAGUAAUAACCCCAAGGCACCGGCCACUACCGUCAAAUCACCCAUGCGCAAGCAGACGUCCUUCUCUGCGUUUGGUUUCGGCGCCAGCCCGACGUCGCCCAACGCGCCCGGGUUUGCACCGAUGAGACGAGGCUCCAACAUCUCGGUCAAUGUGAAGCCGACAACGCCUGACAGUCUGAACGACAUGCCGGAGAUUAGGAAGUAUAGGAAGAAGUUCAACUCAGAGAUACUCUGUGCAUCACUGUGGGGUGUGAAUCUGUUAAUAGGCACUGACAGUGGCUUAAUGCUGUUGGACAGAUCUGGUGAAGGGAAAGUAUAUCCCUUGAUAUCUCGCAAACGAUUUGAACAGAUGGACGUCUUGGAGAGUCAGAACAUACUAGUCUGCAUAUCAGGAAAGAAGUGUAAACUACGAGCCUACUACCUGUCAUGGUUGAAGCAGAAAAUUGUGAAGAAUGAUGACAAUAGCGGAGGGGGUGGAGGAACAGCAGGGCAGCAGACAAUGGACAAGCGUAAGGCUGGAUUCGUGUCCGUUGGUGAUCUAGAAGGGUGUAUUCAUUACAAAGUAGUCAAGUACGAGAAGAUUAAAUUCCUGGUUAUCGCUCUGAAGGACAGCAUUGAGAUCUACGCCUGGGCACCAAAACCUUACCACAAAUUCAUGUCUUUCAAGACAUUUUCCAGUCUGACCCAUCGACCUCAGAUAGUUGACCUGACUGUUGAGGACAACCAGAGGUUAAAGGUCAUCUAUGGGUCAUCAGCCGGGUUCCAUGCCAUUGAUCUUGACUCGGCUACAGUUCAAGAUAUCCAUCUACCCUCAUUAGAUAUCGGGACCAUCACCCCUUACUGUAUAGUGAUAUUGCCCAGUAGUCAAGGGAAGAAUCUCCUACUGUGUUAUAACAAUGAAGGUGUCUUUGUGGACACAACUGGUGCGGCAUUUAAGGAUGUCAUCCUACAAUGGGGUGAGCUGCCAACCUCAGUGGCUUACAUCAGUACAGGGCAGAUCAUGGGAUGGGGCAACAAGGCGAUAGAGAUACGCUCAGCAGAGACAGGGCACCUCGAUGGUGUCUUCAUGCACAAACAUAGUCAGCAGCUACGUUUUCUCUGUGAACGUAACGAUAAGGUCUUCUUCGCCUCAAUUCGUGCAGCCAACUCUCAAGUGUACUUCCUGACUCUGCGGGCAGGUCUAGGCAACUGGUAGAUCAAUCAAGCGACCUCCCUCUGGACAAGGGGCAACCCUUGCCCCCCCCCCCUCCCUUCCUUCCACUUUCGGGGCCUCAACUUAGUAAAGUCACUGAACAAGCCACUGAAUUCAAAUCAAAGCAUGAUCCUUCUGCUCAGUUUGGUUGCAAGGUAGAACAAGUUCGAGUGUGCACCAUGGUUAACUAAAGGUUGACUAUUUUUAGUCUAACCAAAGUUGGUCAACCAUUUGGAACCAGCCUCAUGACCAAUGUGUAAAAGUGCAGAGGGGAAACAGUGACACUAAAGUGAAAACAUUGGAAGGCAAUGUAGUGUUAAAUACCAUGGUACCGACGGUUGACUAGGCUUCCAAAGGAAUCGUUCAAGUGAGUGCGUCACUGCGCAUGUACGUUGCUGGUCAGUAGUCAACUAAUGUGCGCACUCAAACUUGCUCCUAAGCUUUGUCAUCAAAAUGCUAUUUUGUUGGCAUUUUGAAGCCCCCCCCCCCCCUUGGAGAGAAACUGAUGGAAACAUGCUAAGCGAGUUCCAUUGAUUUACAGUUGAACCUUCUUUGAUACAAGAAACUGUACUUGCAUUUUGGGCUGGUCAUCUGAAUGUACAUAUGAACAGAAAACGUCUUGAUGCAAGACUAGCUCAAUCAUUUAAAGUACAUACGCAGUACACUUAGAUGUACAUGUACAACAUUGGAUAGUCUAGAGCAGUGGUUUGGAAAAGGCCAAUUCCCCCAAAAUAGUAUUGUGUCUUGAUGCAAGACUAGCGAAUACAUUUAUUUAUGUACAAUGUAUACUCUAGAGCAGUGGUUUGGGGAAAAGGCCAAGGCCCUGUGUUGACCAAUUUACCUUGGUCCAAUUUCAUAAAGAUAUAAGCAGAAAAUACUGUUGGACACCAGUCACAACAAUGUUAACUUUAUGGAAUUUUGGCUACUAACCAGUUUCUGUUAAGCCAGAAUUUUCUGUGCUUAGCAAGUUUCUAUGCUCCCAGCCUUUAUGAAAGUUUGGCCUAGACAUCAUCAUCACAAUAAACUUGAUUGUGCCAUGCUGUCUAUCAAUGUUCCUUUGUGUUACACAGUGUAGUGCAAAUUUUAGGGCAACACACUUACUCAACUCCUGAAAUGGUGUGUGUGGCAAGGGUUAGUAGACCGUUUUUUUUUUUGGAAAAGGAGAAGGUCCUGGAUCAAAGGGUGUUCAUUUUGAAAUUUGGUUGAACACAAAUCUAUGAAGUUCAGAAUGAGGCCCAUUGUUGAUGCCGCAGUAGUCUGGUACCACCUUAUAAUGUCAUCACAUCAUAACCAGCACAAAUACUUGUUAUUUCCUCAGGGGACAAGACUUAAUAAUGGCUGUACAUAUCAAGAGGUUGGCAAACAAAAAAUAAUAAUAUUCAAUAGUGAUGAAAGAAAAUUAAGGAUGAAGGAGGUAUUUAAUGGUUAUUCGCUUGCUUUUAAACGGAAACAAAUUCAGAGGAAUUCUCACAAGUUAUUCUGAAGAAAAUUGUGGAGGGUUUGGUUGAGGCGAAACAGUUUAAGACAAAAUGGGUGCUGCAAUUGUUUUUUUGACUAAUUUAACUUUAUUUUUUAAAGACUUCGAAGCCUUUCUGUGUUUUUUUAACAAUUGUUUUUACAUUCUUCAAUGUAAAUAUCAUAACCGAAAUAACUCAAUUGUUUUAAAGAAGAUACUGACUCCAUUUUGACAAGUUGUGUUUUUAAAUAAUGAAGUCAAAAAUGUUACUUUUGAAGUCGACUCGUUACAAUUGUUGGGUUGGAGCAUAAUGAUCUUUAGUGCAUUGUCCUGGGGCAAGUUUCAUAGCGCUGCUUAAUGGUAAGCAAAUUGUUUUGCUAACUUUAGCUGGAAAAAUUGCUUAAGCAUAAGCAUGUUUCACAGGUUAGCAACAAUAUUUGGUGGCCACAGUGCAUGUGUAUCGUUACGUCAUUCAUUUUCGUACAGUAAGCUUAUGCUAAGCAGCGAAAUGAAAUGAAAACAAGGUAACCACAAAGUCGGCCGUUAAGCAGCUCUAUGAAAUUGGGCCUAGGACCCUACUAUGUACACACACGCACUUGCUUAGUGUAAUUAAGGUAAGAUAGAUGUUAAAUGUUUAUAAAUAUGUAUAGUGUAUCCUAUGACACAGUAAUGCGUGAAUUUUAUUGUGUCUUUUUAUUUGCUUUUAUUUUUCAAAUUAUGCUUCCUGUCUUUCAAAAACCUUUUUGUUUCUCGACGUCUCCACAUGAAAAGAAAAUGUGAAGCUGGAAGUAACGUUUUUCAUCUCUUUUACAAUCUGUUACCAACGACGUAAUUUUUGUCCGUCGCACUAAAACACAUUCAUAAUUUAUUUCGUAAGCAGUUACCGUUUGUAAUAAUGAU
Asterias rubens (European starfish) is the source of this 6070-nucleotide messenger RNA. Its product is annotated as mitogen-activated protein kinase kinase kinase kinase 4-like. Gene Ontology annotation, biological process: protein phosphorylation. The coding region runs from base 370 to 3717 and encodes 1115 amino acids. The record is from RefSeq and is a predicted model, not a curated record. Gene Ontology annotation, molecular function: MAP kinase kinase kinase kinase activity; ATP binding. Lineage: Eukaryota; Metazoa; Echinodermata; Asteroidea; Forcipulatida; Asteriidae. The transcript is spliced from 30 exons.